Scleropages formosus (Asian bonytongue) is the source of this 1052-nucleotide messenger RNA. RefSeq names its product fucosyltransferase 7 (alpha (1,3) fucosyltransferase) (gene fut7). Lineage: Eukaryota; Metazoa; Chordata; Actinopteri; Osteoglossiformes; Osteoglossidae. The record is from RefSeq and is a predicted model, not a curated record. Bases 18 to 1052 code for a protein of 344 amino acids. Gene Ontology annotation, molecular function: alpha-(1->3)-fucosyltransferase activity. Gene Ontology annotation, cellular component: membrane. The transcript has a single exon.
UCCACACCAUUUCAGAUAUGAAGGCAUUGCUUCCCAGGAGGUUUAUCUUAUUCUUCCUGCUGUUUUGGACUCUGUGGGUCUUCUACCGGUGGCUAGCAACCCAGGCAAACAAGAGGCAAUCUUGUUCCCUAAGGAUGGAUUCUAACAUCAGCAUCCUACUGUGGCACUGGCCCUUUGGGCACCAGUUUGAACUGGAUGGGGAUGUGUGCUGGGAGAGGUACGGCAUUCCCCGCUGCCACCUCCACAAUCAACGAUCUCAGUUCUACUAUGCCGACGUUGUUGUUUUCCAUCACAACGAGCUGAAGAAUGGUACCCAGAAACUGCCGUUGGAUCUCUGCCGACCUCCAGAGCAAAAGUGGCUAUGGCUUUCACUGGAAUCACCAGCCUCCAAUGGUAUCCUGUAUGCCUACAAUGGCCUGUUCAACUGGACUAUGAGUUACCGUCGAGAUGCUGACAUCUUCAUGCCCUACGGAGAACUCGUUCCAAAGAAAACCACCAAGGAGUACAUAAUCCCUAAAAACAAGUCAUUCUUAGCUUGCUGGGUGGUGAGCAACUACGUCACCCAGCACAGACGAAGCAAGGUAUACGAGAGUCUGAAGAAGCUGAUCAAAGUGCAGGUGUAUGGGAAUUGGGCAAAGAGACCGCUGACGGUUAAGGAACUUCUCCCCACUAUUUCUCGCUGUUACUUCUACCUGGCCUUCGAGAACUCCGAGUUUAAGGACUACAUCACAGAAAAGCUGUGGCGCAAUUCAUUUCAAGCGGGUGCCGUACCGGUGGUUCUUGGCCCCCCGCGGAAAAACUACGAGCUCUUGGUGCCACCAAAUUCAUUCAUCCACGUAGAUGACUUUGAAUCUUUAGACAGCCUGGUCGAUUUCCUCAAGCAGCUAGCUUCAAACGAGACACAAUACAGAUCUUACUUCAAGUGGCAGGAGCACUACGAGGUGAAAGUUUAUGCAGACUGGCGGGAGCGAUUGUGCAAGAUCUGCACCCUCUACCAGAAACCCCUUAACAAGAAGGUCUACCACAAUCUGCAUGCCUGGGCAAAUAGGUAG